AUGGCGAAUCUAUUAAUGAUUCCAUUGCUUCCAGUCCAGGCUUCAGUCGCAAACCCAGGUCUUCUUCCGAGCCCACCAAUGGGAUUCAACAACUGGGCUCGAUUCGAAUGCGAACUUAAUGAGACGCUCUUCACAGAAACCGCGCAGUCUAUGGUAAGCCGCGGCUUACUGGAUGCAGGCUACAAUCGUCUCAAUCUUGACGAUUGCUGGAUGUCAACUGCCCGUUCCGACAAUGGUUCGCUGCAGUGGAAUACUACCAAGUUCCCACAUGGUAUCCCCUGGCUAGCGAAAUAUGCCCAGGAACGCGGGUUUCAUUUGGGAAUCUACGAAGAUGCUGGUAAUGAGACUUGUGGUGGCUACCCGGGCUCAUUCCAACAUGAGGAGCAGGACGCCGAGACGUUCGCCAGCUGGGGCAUUGACUACCUGAAGCUAGACGGAUGCAAUGUCUAUGCCGAGGAUGGAAAGCCUCUACGAGACGAAUACAAGUAUCUUUAUAGCAAGUGGCAUAAGAUCCUGAGCGGGAUGGCGCAGCCGCUUAUCUUCUCCGAGUCUGCGCCUGCAUACUUCUGUACCAGUGAAACUGAGUGGACUAGAGUCAUGGACUGGGUCCCUUUCAAUGGAGAGCUUGCGCGCCAUUCAGAUGACGUCCUUGUUUAUGUCGGUGAAGGUAGUGCGUGGGAUAGUAUCAUGGUGAACUACGAGUAUCAGAUACAGCUUGUGCGGUACCAGCAGCCGGGCUACUAUAACGACCCCGAUUUCCUAAUCCCCGAUCACCCGGGUCUGACGGAGAAUGAGAAGAAAUCCCAUUUUGCACUGUGGGCGUCGUUCGGUGCGCCGCUCAUUAUCAGUGCUUACAUCCCCACUCUUCCGGAGGAAGUAAUCACUUUCCUCAAGAACAAGGAUCUGAUUGCUGUUGAUCAAGAUCCACUGGCUGAACAGGCUGCUUUGGUUACCCGUGAUGCCAAUUUCGAUGUUCUUACCCGCUCAUUGGCAAACGGAGACAGACUUCUCACCGUGUUGAACCGUGGAAAUAGCACUGAGAAGAUCACGAUUCCGGUUGCGCAGCUUGGUUUUGAGUCCAGCUGCCAGUACAAUGCCCGGGAUCUGUGGACUGGUAUUGUUGAAAGUAUUCAAGGCUCUGUGGAGGUCACUCUUGAUUCCCAUGCUACUAGUGUCCAUCGCAUUACACCCCCGCGUGGAUGCACAAAGAUCACUCCAACGGGUAUGGUCUUCAACACGGCGUCUGGGAAGUGCUUGACUGCUUCUUUGGGCACCAUCACGUUCAAGACUUGUGAGGCAGCUGAUUCCCAGGUCUGGUCUGUCUCUGGAUCUGGUAGUCAUCUUACUUUGAGCCCAUUGUCGGAUAUCUCCAAGUGCCUUGCGGUCAAGGAUGGGUUCAUCUCACUUGUGGCAUGUGGAGCUGGCUCUGGGACUAGCUGGUCUCAUUUCAUUACGGGUCAUUUGAAGAGUAGUAGUGGGGGCUGCUUGGUUGACUCUUCAGGGGCUAGUCUGGGAACCUGUGAUCAGAGUGUGGCUGGGCAGAUUAUGGGAUUGCCGAGUGGUGUUAAGUUAGUUGCUGGUACUGAUUGA
Molecule: messenger RNA, 1590 nt
Organism: Penicillium longicatenatum
Lineage: Eukaryota; Fungi; Ascomycota; Eurotiomycetes; Eurotiales; Aspergillaceae
Gene: aglA
Product: putative alpha-galactosidase
Exons: 1
Coding region: 1-1590 (529 amino acids)
Biological process (GO): carbohydrate metabolic process
Molecular function (GO): hydrolase activity, hydrolyzing O-glycosyl compounds
Source: RefSeq, a predicted model, not a curated record